UACAUUCGAUGGUUUUUCGGACAUAUACAUAAGUACAUAUACAACGGACAUGCAAUCAAUUUGUCAUCAAUAACCAAGAAUUAAUUGUUAUGGGCAUUCAUAUCAUGACUUGUUGUGACAAGAUCUCAACAUGUUUCUAAGUAUUUUUCUUCUCUUAAGUUUUUCAAUUUCAACACGAGGGAUAAUAAUAAAUGGAAUGCAAUGUCAGUGCACGUGUACUGAUCCGGAUUAUCCAAACCAAAAAAUAAGCAUCAACGGAAAUCUAAACGAGAAAACUAAUAAUCUAGAUUCAAUUAAAAUCUCGGUGAAAACCACUGAUGCAUCAACAAGAACACCAUUGAUAACAAGAGAAGCACAACAGUUGUCAACAAAAACACAAAAUAGGAAAGAACAACUAAAUGCUGUUAUUACAGAACCAAAAUCUAAUACGAAAUCUAAAACUAUUGACGUUGUGACGGCAACCGAUAAAAAAAAUUCCACAAACGAAAUUAAAGCUCCAAAGCUUAACAAUGUAUGGGAUGUAUUUGGAAAGAAACCGAAAAAGAAAGAGAAAGCAAAUACAGUUGUUGAUAAGAACGUAUGGAGUAUGUUUUCAGCGCCACCAAAAAAUAACAACAAUAAUGGAAACGUUCCCGGUAAUAAUCAGCAGUUUAACAAUAGGCAAAGUACCAAUUACUUCGACCAGAACAAUAAUAUGGGAAUGCAACGAAAUAAUAUGAACGGAAACAACAAUCAGUGGCAGACACAGAACAGAAAUAACGGCAAUAACUAUAACCAUAACAAUGGUAAUAUGAACAAUAACAACCAGUGGAGAAAUGGAAACACCAAUAAUAAUCAGCAAUGGAAUCCAAACAACAAUAAUAAUAAUAAUCAACAACAACAAUGGAAUCCAAACAACAGCAAUAAUAACCAACAACAAUGGAAUCCAAACAACAACAAUAAUCAACCAUGGAACCAAAACAACAAUAAUAACAAUCAACCAUGGAAAAGAAAGAACAAUAAUCAGCAAUGGAGCGGAAAUAAUAAUAUUGAUAAUCGACCGUGGAAUGGAAACAACAAUAAUAAUAAUCAACCAUGGAACCGAAACAAUCACAAUCGUCGUUCCAGAAACGAUGCAAUAACCACAAUGAAUCCACUAGACACUGCAGAAGCACUCUUUGGUACAUCUGAAGUGGAUCCUAAGAUACUAGAGAUACUGGCUAACCCAAAGAAAUACAAUCUAUAAAGUGAUUGUUCAACA
Molecule: messenger RNA, 1240 nt
Organism: Mytilus trossulus (common blue mussel)
Lineage: Eukaryota; Metazoa; Mollusca; Bivalvia; Mytilida; Mytilidae
Exons: 2
Coding region: 131-1225 (364 amino acids)
Source: RefSeq, a predicted model, not a curated record